UUUUACCGUCACUAGAUAAAGAUAUAGUUGUAAAGGCUCACUGUGUCCACGUCGUUGAACAAGUAAGUGUGGAGAUUCAGUUCUACAGAAUCAGCUGAACCAUCAUGGGAAACGGAAAGAAGAAGAAAACUCCUCAGACUCAGGAAGCGGCUAGUUCAGGAACUCCUCCACAACGAUCUCAAGCUGAAGAGGCAGUUUCAGAUAGACAAGCCACGAAGAAGGUGCCAGUGAAACAGGCACAAGAAGUGGGAGAAGCUAGUGGUGCAUCUGCAGUGGCUUCUGCUACCCAUCCUGCACGAGAGCAGAGAGUUGCUGAACGUCUGCCUGAAGCUUUACCACGUCAUCCACCCAUUCGGGAAGCUGGGGCAGCUCAGUUACCACAGCAGAGAGCACCACCAGUGGCAUAUCCCUCAGAUCAAACUGCAUUUCCUCCUCAACGUGGCCGAGGUUACAGUUACGGCAGAGGUCAAGAUCGUGGCCACGGCCACAGUCGCGGUCGCGGUCGUGCUCGUGGCCGUGGUGGUGAUUACGGGCACGAUGGUGGUGACAGGAGACCGUUUUCCCCACAACAGGAGGCUGCGCAGCAAGUGGCCGCUGCUCAGCCGGGUAGUGUGCCGCCUCAUCAGUGGCAGCAACGCCAGCAGUCGCAGCAGCAGUACUCGUCACAGACACCUGCUCAGGAAUGGCGAGGGAGAGGUAGAGGAAGAGGUGGAGGGAGAGGGAGAGGGAGAGGCACUCCUCAAGCAUUCUCACCAACAGGAGACACUUUCCAAACUCGGGGUGCACCUGGUGCCAGGGAAUCGCCCUUUGCUCCUAGCAGUGCACCACCUGGGCUGCCACAGCAGCAGGGACCACUGCCUGCACAGCAGAUGCAGCAUAGUGGACCACCUCAUCAGCAACAGCGGAGACCACCACAUGAACAGCAAAUGCAACCCAGGGAGCGACCUCUACAACAGCAGCAGAGACCACAUGUGGAGGGAGCACAUCAGCAGACACCUAGGCAGCAGCAGCCACAGAGCCAAAAAGAUGAUGACAUUGCUCAGAAAAUGAAAAAUUUGUCGUUAGACACUAUAAAUAUACCAGUUCGCCCUAACAUUCUUGAAGGAGGUUCAAAGGGUAGGAAAACAAUGGUCGACACAAAUCAUUUUAGACUAAUCCUCAGUAAAUUGAAGAACGAGAUUGUCAUGCAUUAUGAUGUGGCAAUCAGUCCUGACCGCCCUAAACGUCUAUUCAGGUCUGCCAUUCUAGCAUUACAACAGGCUUAUUUUCCCACUAGACAUCCUGCAUUUGAUGGCAGAAAGAACAUGAUCGCCUCGAGCUAUUUGCCACGUCUCGGACGAGGUGAAGAAUUGACUGCAACAGUAACAGUUAUGGAUGAGGAAAAGAAUCUUCCAAAGGAUUUUGAGAUCAAAGUGAAGUUGGUUGAUGAAGUUGACUUGACAUGCUUGAAUAGUUACAUGAGAGAAGAAACAAAUCUUGUUUUGCCACAAAAAGCUAUUCAAGUGCUGGAUAUUAUAAUACGCAAUGCUCCUGCACAAAGGUUUACUCAAGUUGGUCGCUCAUUUUUUACAACACCAAAACAAGUUUUCCCACUAGGAAAUGGAAUGCAUAUGUGGUUGGGAUUUUAUCAAAGUGUUAUCCUUGGUUGGAAACCAUUUUUGAAUGUUGAUGUGGCACACAAAGGAUUUCCAGCAGAUAAAAAUGUUAGGGAGAUUAUGGAUGAAGUAGUUGGAUCAAGAUAUGCUCCAUUCAACCCUGAUGUUGAAUUAAAUCGGGACCAAGUAGCAGAUUUAACAGCUUUCCUCAGAGGUCUUAAAGUGGAGUAUAAAUUGCCAGAUCAGAUAACAUCAAAACGCAUAUAUCGUGUGAACUCAGCUGUUUUAAGUGCCAGGAGGCAGGAAUUCAAAUUGGCUGACGGGAGACCAAUAACUGUAGAGGAAUAUUUCCGAAGAGAGAAGAAAUACACUUUAAAAUAUCCAAAUUUGCCUUGUCUUCAUGUUGGAGCACAAAAUCGAGCCACUCCAAUAUUUCUACCAGUUGAGUUAUGCACAAUAGUGAAGGGACAAGUUACAUUCAAAAAAAUGGAUGAGCAGCAGACCUCAGCUAUGAUCAAAUAUGCCGCAACCUCAACUGUUGAAAGAAAAAGCAAGAUUGAUCACUCUAUUCGUCAAGCAGACUACAACAGUGAUCCCAGUAUCCAGGAAUUUGGAAUUUCGGUCAGUAGUCAGUUUGAAAGUGUCAAUGCAAGAAUUUUGGAUGCACCACAAAUAAUAUAUGCUAAUGAAAGAAAGGUUCAACCAGAUGGAGGUAAAUGGCAGGCACAGCCUUUUCUAAGGAGCAGGUCACUGGAGAAUUGGGUGAUUAUCAAUUAUCGUACACGUAUCUCCACAGAUGAUCUAUGGAGAUUUGGUGAGCAAAUGAAAGAUGUGGGUAAAAAAUUGGGAAUGGCGAUCAGCACACCACAGGAUGUUAUUCCAUUGGAUAGAAGGUUUCAACCAUACAAACUGAGUGGUCUACUGGAGAGUUUGAAAAACUCGGGAACAGAACUUGCUGUCGUUGUUAUUGAUGAUAGACGUGUGGACUAUGCCCAAGUGAAACAGUUUGCAGAGUUGCAAGUUGGUCUUCUCACACAGUGCCUUAAGUGGAAGACUGUUUCACGAUCCAAUUACAGCACUGUACAAAAUAUUUUAUUGAAGGUGAAUUCAAAACUAAAUGGAGUGAAUCACAACCUGGCACCGCUUACCAGACCUCCAUGUCUUAAUGAACCGAUCAUGAUCAUAGGAGCAGAUGUGACACACCCAUCACCAGACCAGAGAAAUAUUCCUUCAGUAGCUGCAGUUUGUGCAAGCCACGAUCCUGAUGCUUUCAAAUACAAUAUUCAGUACCGUCUUCAACCGCCAAGAACAGAAAUUAUUCAAGAUCUCAAGGAAAUAAUGACUAACCAUCUCAUGUUUUUCUACAAAGAGACACGGCGUAAGCCCAGGCGCCUGAUAUUUUACAGAGAUGGUGUGAGUGAAGGACAGUUUGCAAUGGUUCUCAGAGAAGAACUAACACAAAUACGAAAUGCGUGUCGUGGCUUGGAAGAAUCGUACGAACCUCCAAUUACAUUCUUGGUUGUGCAAAAGCGCCACCACACACGUUUCUUCCCAAAGAAACGAGAAGAUGAAGAUGGCAGAAAUAAAAAUGUACCUGCAGGAACUAUUGUGGACACUAGUAUAACACAUCCCAGGCACAUUGAUUUUUAUCUCGUCAGCCAUGCCAGUAUACAGGGUGUAAGCCGGCCAACAAAGUAUCGCACAUUGUGGGAUGAUUGUAAUACGGACAUUGAUGAGUUGGAAGAACUGACGUAUUACCUGUGCCAUCUGUUCUCACGGUGUACACGCAGCGUGUCGUAUCCUGCCCCGACAUACUACGCUCACCUUGCAGCAUUCCGAGCCCGGAUGUAUAUUGAGGGGCAAACUAUAAACUUGGACAGAUUGCCACAUGAGCAAGCUCAGAGGAUCAUUAAAGACAACAUAAUUAAAAAUUCUCCCAUGUUUUUUGUAUAGAGAAAUAAUGUUCCUGACAUCACUGUAGAAACAACUAGCAAUUUCUCCUAAUAUAAGUGAUGUGACAAUUGUUCCUAACAUCACUGUAGAAAGAAUCAGGAAUUUCUCUUAAUGUAACUUGCUGUCAUUAAAAGAGACAGUAUGCAACAGUGAAUUAAUUUUCACUUGUGUGUGUGUGUGUGUGUGUGUGUGUGUGUGAGAUUAAUGCACAUAACUGGCUAUUAAAAUUGAAACACCAGGAAGGAUAGCAGACAAAGAAAUUUUACUUACUGUUGACAUACAGUAUAUUGGGGAGAAUACAUGCUUAAUUUGUAGAUGAUUUAUGGGUGUUCAGGGUAUGAAAUUUAGUAGCAUACAGCUACUGGCCUCAACACAUCAGAAAUGUAGUGGCUGUUGUCCAAAUUACUGACUGUGUGAACCAGAGGUGAUCAUGUGUGUUCAGCAGCACCCCAUUACUGUCGAGCCAGGAGCUGGGUCGUUAUAAUGGUGACAAAAAAUGCAGUCUGGCAACAUUUUAUUCUUGUCAGAGCCUCCACACAUGUCCAUAAUGAUGCUAUAUGCAGAACUGGGAGAGAAAAGAUGAUGAGGUGCCACUCCCUGUGUCCAGUGUUCUUGUUGAGUACAUCACUGGCAGUCCAUUUCUCUUAACAAUGUUUGACAAGCUGACAGUCUUUGGUGUUCCAGACAUUGUCACACUAUAUACUUGUCUUGCUGUGAACAAGCAAAUGUACCGAUUUUAGUUAAAUGAAGUGUGAAGUGCAUGGCAGGGGAGUACUACUCAUUGUACCAGUUAUUUGAGGUUUUUUUUCCCAUUCCAUUUGUGUAUGGAGAGUUGGAACUGCCUCCUUAUGUAAUUGAUCUAAUCUUGUCCUCAUAAUCCCUUUGGGAGCUAUAUGUAGAGGGUUAUUUCCUUGAGUCAUCAUUUAAACUUGAUAAGUAGGCUUUUUAGGAUAAUUUACAACUAUCUUCAAGAAUCUGACAUUUUAGUUUCUUCAGCAUCUCUGUGAUACUCUCACACACAUCAAAGAAACCUGCCCUUCUCGAUGUUCUGCCCUCUCAGGUGCUAGUCUUGUGGGGCUAUUGAGAUCCUUUGAGGCAUUGAGUAUGCCCUUCCUGAACUCAUCAAUUCCAUUGCUGUGUGACAGUUAUGGGAUCCCAACCAAUGCAAACAGAAAUAUUGCAGAACAAUAAAUCACAAUCUCACUGAGCCACAAGCUUGCUGCUGUGAAAUUCUGACACAUGUUGCUGGGUGUUAUGCUUAUUACACAAGGCAUAAUGUAAUCUUCUAUCAAACGAUGAACUUUCAAAUGAGAUUUCUGAAUGAGAAAGUGACUGUAUGAUCUUUUCUUACCUGCAGAUACAGACGGUAUUACUCCUACCUGUGCUGUAAAGUUGUGCUGAAAUGCUGAUUUUUUGCAUAUCCAAGAACGUAGUAUAACCUCAUGCUAAUUUGUCAAUGUUGCAUGCUGUCAUUAUGAUGUUUCAAUUUUUAUGGCCAGCAGUGUGUAAAUUUCAAAAUUUUCUUGUUACUGACUGUUUUUUUAAUUUUGGACAAUAUGGCAUUUGAAAACUUGUAAUGGCUGAGGAAAUAUGGUAGUGUGAAUAUUGUAAAGGAUCUGACACUGAGUCAUAAAGUAAUAAUUGUUUUCAGUACUUAACAAAAUAUUUGUAUUUUUUUGUCAUUUGUGUAUCACUAAUGGUGUUUAUGCUAUGCAAAUUGUUGAGAGUUAAUUAUUUUUCUUUAUUCUUGUUGUCUUGUUACAAAUUGUGCAUAAUGUUAAUAUAUAUGUUCUUUGUAUUUUCAUAUAGUGUUGUAAUAACUACUAAAUAUCUUUGACAUUGUGUCAACAGCUGAUCUGAACUGUUAUUCUGAAAUAUCAGGUAUGCCAAAAUCACUUGUAAAUCUUUUUAUUAAUUACUUAUGUUAACAGAUCUGGUAUGUCAUCAUCGGAUCGUGUAACAUAUUUACAGAAAUUAAACUUGCAAGUCAUAUAGAGACGUGCAUUAUUUUUACAGUAAAUUAUGUUCCUUGCUACCUUUUAUAGUAAAAUUACACAACAUAACUGUGUGACUUGCAAGUUUUAAAAAGAUCAUGACCUGCUGUGUUACAAGAUCUGACGAUGUCAUCACAGAUCUGAUGAUGAUCAGAUGAAACUGGUAAUCAAUAAAACGAUUUACAAGCGAUCUUGGUAUACCCUAUAUUUCAUAAUAACUACUCAUUGAUUUUUUUUCUUUAUCAGUCUUGUUAACUAUGGUGUAUGGGAAAGUGUUUAAUUAAAAUAUUAUCUUCUCUGUA
Molecule: messenger RNA, 5844 nt
Organism: Schistocerca nitens (vagrant locust)
Lineage: Eukaryota; Metazoa; Arthropoda; Insecta; Orthoptera; Acrididae
Product: protein argonaute-2-like
Exons: 21
Coding region: 105-3548 (1147 amino acids)
Molecular function (GO): RNA binding; protein binding
Source: RefSeq, a predicted model, not a curated record